This is a messenger RNA of Sesamum indicum (sesame), 3124 nucleotides long. RefSeq names its product tRNA synthetase class I (I, L, M and V) family protein. Gene Ontology annotation, cellular component: cytosol. Lineage: Eukaryota; Viridiplantae; Streptophyta; Magnoliopsida; Lamiales; Pedaliaceae. Gene Ontology annotation, molecular function: aminoacyl-tRNA deacylase activity; leucine-tRNA ligase activity; ATP binding. The record is from RefSeq and is a predicted model, not a curated record. Gene Ontology annotation, biological process: leucyl-tRNA aminoacylation.
GGUUUCAUUAUUUCACCCCCACGCUUUCAAUCCUCCACCAACGGUCUAUUCCCCUCGCGCUCAAGUCUCUGCGACAUCAAUGUUCACCCAAAUUCAACCCCCCACCCGACUUCAAUUCCUGCCACCGCCACUUCCGCCUGCUUUUCUUUUUCGCCGUCGCUCAAACUUUUCGAGGCACCAACGUUCUUACCUGUCUUUUCGCGGCCGCCGAGUAUUCAACUGCUUAAAUGCCACAGCCUAUGAUAAGAAUACAAAUCCUAGUGAAGAAAGUGAAGAAUUUACUGGCAGUCUAGAAGAGGAAGUCAGAAGGGCGUACCCCUUUCAUGAAAUUGAGCCCAAAUGGCAGCGUUACUGGGAGGACAACAAGACUUUUCGGACCCCGGAUGAGCUUGAUACUUCGAAGCCUAAGUUCUACGUUCUUGACAUGUUUCCUUACCCCAGUGGCGCUGGUUUACAUGUGGGACAUCCUCUUGGCUAUACCGCAACGGAUAUCCUUGCGAGACUUAAAAGAAUGCAAGGUUUCAAUGUGUUGCAUCCAAUGGGCUGGGAUGCAUUUGGUUUACCUGCAGAGCAAUAUGCAAUUGAGACAGGGACGCACCCAAAAAUCACAACAAUGAAGAACAUUGACCGAUUCCGUUCUCAGCUUAAAUUGUUGGGCUUCUCAUAUGACUGGGACCGUGAAAUAUCUACUACAGAACCUGAAUAUUAUAAAUGGACACAGUGGAUAUUUCUGCAGCUCUUAAAGCGAGGAUUGGCAUAUCAGGCUGAAGUUCCAGUCAAUUGGUGCCCUGCACUUGGCACUGUCUUGGCAAAUGAAGAAGUGGUUGAUGGUGUGAGCGAGCGUGGGGGACACCCAGUAAUUAGAAAACCUAUGCGGCAAUGGAUGCUGAAGAUUACUGCAUAUGCUGAUCGUCUUCUUGAAGAUUUAGAUGAUCUUGACUGGCCUGAAAGUGUUAAAGAGAUGCAAAGGAACUGGAUAGGGAGGUCAGAAGGAGCAGAGCUGCAAUUCAGUGUUGUAGACAUUGAUGGUCUGGAAAGAGACGUUGAAAUUACUGUUUACACGACAAGGCCCGAUACCAUUUUUGGUGCAACUUACCUAGUCCUGGCACCUGAACAUGCCCUAUUGUCAGCCAUUGUAUCUGAUGCCCAAAGAAAAGAAGUGGAAGAAUACAAAGAACUUGCCUCUAGAAAGAGUGAUCUUGAGAGGACUGAGCUCCAGAAGGAAAAAACUGGGGUCUUCACUGGCUGUUAUGCAAGAAAUCCAGCUAAUGGAACAGCUGUCUCGAUUUGGGUAGCUGACUAUGUUUUGGGAAGCUACGGGACAGGAGCAAUAAUGGCAGUCCCUGCACAUGACACAAGAGACCACGAGUUUGCUUUGAAGUACAAUCUUCCUAUAUGUGGGGUUGUGACUCCUGACAAUGGAAGUUUCAGUUACUUUGAGAAGGCUUAUGCUGGUGAAGGUACCAUGAUAAAUUCAUCAAGUCCAGCAUCAGGACUUGACAUUAAUGGCCUAUCCAGCAAAGAUGCUGCUUCUACAGUUGUUAAGUGGCUUGAGAAAACUGGAAAUGGGAUGAAAAAGGUGAACUACAAGUUGCGGGACUGGCUAUUUGCCCGGCAGCGUUACUGGGGAGAGCCUAUCCCUGUCAUUUUUCUGGAUGACACGGGUGAAUGCAGACCUAUUUCCGAAGCUGAACUGCCUCUUACACUUCCUGAGUUGGAUGAUUUUACUCCAACUGGGACUGGGGAACCACCGCUCACUAAGGCUCUGUCUUGGGUAAAAACAGUUGACCCUACUUCCGGGAGAUCUGCUCAGCGUGAGACAAACACUAUGCCACAGUGGGCUGGCUCUUGCUGGUACUAUCUGAGGUUCAUGGACCCUAGAAAUUCUGAGGCAUUGGUUGACAAGGAAAAAGAAAUGUACUGGAGCCCUGUUGAUGUGUAUGUUGGUGGUGCAGAACAUGCAGUUCUUCACUUGCUUUAUGCAAGAUUCUGGCACAAGGUUCUUUAUGAUGUUGGUAUAGUUUCGACCAAGGAACCUUUUCAAUGUGUCAUAAACCAGGGAAUUAUUCUUGGAGAGGUUCAAUACACCGCACUCAGAGAUUCAGAUGGGAAUUUAAUUUCUGCUGAUUCUGUUGAUGAAAUGGGUAACUUCAGUCAAGAAAGUGUACCCGAGGAUAAGGUCAUAAAGUCUGGUGAUUCUUUUGUGCUAAAAGACAAUCCAAAUAUCCGCUUGAUUGCCCGUGCUCACAAGAUGAGUAAAAGCAGGGGAAACGUCAUUAAUCCAGAUGAUGUUGUUUCACAAUAUGGUGCAGAUUCUCUUCGUUUAUAUGAAAUGUUCAUGGGCCCGUUCAGAGACUCGAAAACUUGGAGUACUAGUGGUAUUGAUGGUGUUCAUCGCUUUUUAGCGAGAGUGUGGAGACUGGUUGUUGGUUCACCGUCAGUUGAUGGCAAAUUCAAAGAUGGAACAGUUGGUCUCGAUGGGGAACCUUCGCUGGAACAGCUUCGUUAUCUUCAUAGAUGCAUUAAUAAGGUAACUGAAGAAAUUGAAGGAACACGAUUCAACACCGGGAUUUCUGCCAUGAUGGAAUUCACUAAUGCAGCAUAUAAGUGGGACAAACUUCCAAGAUCAAUCAUUGAAGAAUUUGUUCUCUUGCUCUCACCCUAUGCACCUCACAUGGCUGAGGAGCUGUGGUCCCGUCUGGGACACUCAAGUUCACUGGCAUAUGAACCUUUCCCCAAGGUGAAUCCUGCUUACUUAAAGGAGUCCACGGUGGUUUUACCAGUCCAAAUCAAUGGGAAGACGAGGGGCACCAUACAGGUGGAGAAAACAUGCACAGAAGAAGAUGCUUUUAAGCUAGCUUCACUAGAUUCAAAGCUGUCCAAAUUUCUGGCCGGGAAAAGCAUCAAGAAGAGAAUUUUCGUUCCUGGUAAGAUUCUGAACAUUAUUCUUGACGCCCAAAGCGCCAAGGUGGGUCAGCGAUAGCGCCUUGCGCCAGGUGGAUAGUGUUCCGUUAUUUAUCAAUCAUGUAGCACGAUCAGAAGGGAUUAUGUGGAUGAUGUAAUUAUUGAAGCAUUUUUGACAAAGUGCAAAGUUAUUAAUGUGAAAGAAGGGGUUUUUGAGAUA